Ricinus communis (castor bean) is the source of this 1711-nucleotide messenger RNA. RefSeq names its product meiotic recombination protein SPO11-1. Gene Ontology annotation, biological process: meiotic DNA double-strand break formation; meiotic DNA double-strand break processing; reciprocal meiotic recombination. The transcript has 16 exons. The record is from RefSeq and is a predicted model, not a curated record. NCBI's taxonomy places the organism in Eukaryota, Viridiplantae, Streptophyta, Magnoliopsida, Malpighiales, Euphorbiaceae. Gene Ontology annotation, molecular function: DNA topoisomerase type II (double strand cut, ATP-hydrolyzing) activity; DNA binding; ATP binding. The coding region runs from base 40 to 1251 and encodes 403 amino acids. Gene Ontology annotation, cellular component: nuclear chromosome.
ACGCAAAUCAGAAAUCAGAAAUCAGAAAUAGAGAAAGAAAUGGAGGGAAAUCGACUGACUUCAAAAACGCACAGUGAUUAUUUACUUCAAAAAAUCAAAGAUUUCACUAAAUCGUUGGUGAGAGAUGUAAGCGUGGGAAAAUCUCCCGCCAUUUUUAUCGAUAAAUUCAGAAAUUACUGCACAAAUCCAGAAGCUAAUUGUUUUUGCAUCUCUGAUUUGCCAAAAGGACAAGAAAUUCUCACUUUAAAGAAAGAAUGUAAUGCUCGUCGAAUAGAUGUAAUGUUAAGAGUAUUAGUCAUUGUUCAGCAACUGUUGCAAGAGAAUAAACAUGGAUCUAAAAGAGAUAUAUAUUAUAUGCAUCCUUCUGUUUUUUCAGAUCAGUCAGUUGUAGACCAGGCAAUCAAUGACAUAUGCAUCAUUCUUCAAUGCAGUCGUCACAACCUAAAUGUGGUGUCUGUUGGAACUGGGUUGGUGAUGGGCUGGCUGCGUUUUCUGGAAGCUGGAAGGAAAUUUGAUUGCAUAAACAGUCCCAACAAUGUGCAUCCCAUUCCCAUUCAUGUUGAGGAAGUCAAAGAUAUUGUUAGUGUUGCAAAAUACAUACUGGUUGUGGAGAAGGAAUCAGUGUUCCAACGGUUAGCAAAUGACUGGUUCUGCAAUGCACACCGCUGCAUUGUCAUCACUGGAAGAGGCUAUCCGGAUAUUCCUACAAGAAGGUUUCUGCGACUCCUCCUUGAGAAGUUGGGCUUGCCUGUCUAUUGUUUGGUUGAUUGUGAUCCAUAUGGCUUUGAUAUCCUGACUACCUACCGAUUUGGUUCUAUGCUAAUGGCCUAUGAUGCUAAAUUUCUGCGGGUCCCUGAGAUACGCUGGCUUGGAGCUUUUCCCUCCGAUCUUGAGAAAUAUGGCCUUCCUCAACAUUGUCUGCUUCCUUUGACGGAUGAGGAUAGGAGGAGAACUGAAACCAUGUUACUCAGAUGCUACCUGCAAAGGGAAGCACCAGAAUGGAGGCUGGAACUGGAAUCGAUGCUUCAAAGAGGAGUGAAAUUUGAGAUUGAAGCAUUGUCUGUGCACUCACUUUCCUUCUUGUCAGAGCUGUAUAUACCAUCUAAGAUUCAAGAAAAAAGUGUUGAUGUAGUGACAAUGCCUUUGUCAAUUUGCCUUAAUUUCAUCUUGGAAUCAUGGAGCCUAUGUGUCAAACCUGCCCGUAAGUUUGCAAUCUGUCAACAAAAGAUAUUUGGCAAAACUGAUUAUUAAAUUUCUGAAUUUUUCUGUUUUAUUUUAUUGAGGGCUUAAAAUUUUAAUUUACUUUAUUGAGCCUUUAUAUUUUUAUUUUUAUUUUAUUAAGAACUUUUUUAAUACAUGUUUCAUGAGACUUUUGUUUGUUUUAUGGAGUCAUUGUAUUUUUAUUUUUGAUUUUAUUAAAAAAAAAUAUUUAUAUUUUAUGAGAUUUUUAUUUAUUCUACUGAGCUCGUGCACUUCUUUUUUAUAUUUUGAUCAAGGACCGUUAAAUUCUCAAUACAAGUAAAAAUAAGAAUAUAAGAGCUUAAUGAAAUAAAAUAAAAAUAAAAAAUUUAAAAAACUUAAAAUUACCUUUUGCCAAAAUAUUUGGAUAAACAUGUUCUUAAACAGUGGUCAAAAGAAGAGGCCCCAUCUAAUCUCCAUGUCUUCCCAAAUUCUGAAAUCUCUGGUUUCUCUAGUUUGAUUUGUCUGUUCA